This is a messenger RNA of Anopheles merus, 738 nucleotides long. Its product is annotated as putative mediator of RNA polymerase II transcription subunit 21. NCBI's taxonomy places the organism in Eukaryota, Metazoa, Arthropoda, Insecta, Diptera, Culicidae. Bases 1 to 738 code for a protein of 245 amino acids. The transcript is spliced from 2 exons. The record is from RefSeq and is a predicted model, not a curated record.
AUGGCAGCACAGCAGCAACAGCAACAGCAGCAGCAGCAUCAGCAAACGCAUCAACAGCGCCGGCUGUCCGGCUAUCCACAGCAGCCGCACCAGCCACAGCCUCAGCAGCAUCAGCAGUAUCAGCAGCGUCAGCAGUGCAAUAAUCAACAGCAGCGAAUGCAAAAGCAGCUUGUAAGGCACCCGAAGCUUUGGAAGCAGCGGAAUGACCGAAGCGUGCUGAAGCCGAGCCUGCUAAGCCUGGAGUCGCUGAGCGUUAGUUUGGAGAGUCUGUUUUUCGAGCAGAACGGUUUAGAUAGCAAAUUUAACAAUUCCUCCACGGCAACCGGUACGAUGCAGUCGACAAGCAGUACGGUUAGCACUACCAGCGAAGCUACUGGGCUGGCUGAGGACAAGCAGCAGGCACGCCAAUUAGUAGACUGCUUAAAGUCAAUUGACAACACGUUGAUGGGUGAGAAACGAAUUAGGUAUAAGAUUUCGUACAGCUUCAAAUCGCUGGACAGCAAUUGCAAAUCGUUGUUCAACAUUCUGCGCGGCAAAGGUAGCGCCAACGGGGUAGCACCUGCUAAACAGGCACCGUUGCCGGAAGAUUGUAAGCAGCCGACGCCAUCCUCCAACGCACUCGUGACUGCACGGCACGUACACCAGAAUGGGUUUCGAAUGCUGUUUAACCGUAAGCUGUUGAGUGAUCGCAGGGACAGUGUCCUCCUUACACCCUGCGUUGACGUGAUCGAGAAGUAG